CACAAUAUAAUCUCAAAAUGUGUCUUUAGUUUCUUAAAUUUACUCAGUUCCGCUUCGGUUGCCAUUACUGCAUUCGCAUUGCCCGCGUUAAGCUGAUCUGGUUACUAGUAUUUCGUUGAGUGUUUACGGAAGCGAGGGCAAUGGCUUUUAGAAUACACGAAGAUCAAGAAAAUGCCUCUUUGGGGCUUAGAAAAGACAGUGCAGAUGUAUUUACUGCAAACCAGCGGCGUGCCCUUGGUGACCUCAGCCAGUUCGCGUGCAACCAAAGUCGGAACAUAAAGCUCCCGGGAUUGACGAAUGGACCUUGUAAAGUUCAAGAUGAUAACAGGACAAUGCGCCAGAUUAAAAAUGAAAAGAACAUUGUACCACCUGUGGCGCAAUUUCGCGCCUUCAGUGUUUACGAAGACAAACCGACGGAGGCUGAGGUCAAAAAGCGGGAGCACACGUUCAAACCAUUCGUCGCUAAAGAAACUAAGAAAGAUAGCAUUUUCAUCAGCAGUGACGUGAAAGGUCUCUGCCCACAAGUUGAGAAAAAACCAGAUCGGCUCACAGAAUCGUCAGUUCGGCCCCAGUUACAAGAAAAGAAAAAUGUUGUGGAAUCUCCAAUGUCAGUUGUGGACACCAGUGUGCUCUCUAUGUCCAUAUCGAAGAAUGAAAGCCAGAUCAUUGAUGAUGAAGACGAUGCUACCACAGCUCAGACCGAUCGGGAGAUGUUCUUCCAUGUUGUUGAAUAUAGACAGGACAUCUAUGAAUACAUGAAGGAAAUUGAGGCUAAGAACAGAGCCAACCCUCGCUACAUGCGCAAACAGCCUGAUAUCACUCACAUCAUGCGGUCAAUCCUCAUUGACUGGCUCGUUGAAGUAUGUGAUGAGUACAACCAGCAAAGUGAGACUUUGCAUCUUGCUGUGUCUUAUGUAGACCGCUUCUUGUCUUACAUGAGUGUUGUGCGUACUAAACUGCAACUUGUGGGCACAGCUGCAACUUACAUUGCUGCGAAAUAUGAGGAAGUAUAUCCCCCAGAAGUAUCAGAGUUUGUGUACAUCACUGACGACACAUACACAAAGCGCGAGGUCCUGCGUAUGGAACAUCUUAUCCUGAAGGUCCUGUCGUUCGACCUCUCGACACCGACGUCACUGGCCUUCCUCUCCCACUACUGUAUAUCUAAUGGACUUUCUAAGAAGACAUUCCAUCUGGCUGCUUAUCUGGCUGAGCUCUGCCUACUGGAGGCAGACCCAUACCUGCAGUUCAAGCCAUCGAUCAUCGCGGCGAGUGCUCUCGCGACUGCCCGUCACUGCCUCCACUGCGACCGCUGCACCGGGGAAGAACGUGAAAAGGACACGCGUGACAUCAAAGAGGCCCGGAUACAUUCGUCAUGUGCCGCGGCCGCGUGGCCUGCAGCCCUUGUGACCUGCUCAGGCUACUCUCUAGAUGAUCUCGACGCGUGUCUACGUGAAUUGGCACGCACACACUCGCACGCCUCGCAACAACCCUACCAAGCUGUGCCAGACAAAUACAAGAGCAACAAAUUUGACGGCGUGUCUACAAUCGAACCUCGUCCGAUGUUCCCGGUGUCGAAGUACCAGCCGCCAGCGCCGGCGAGCAACGCGCGCCCGCCUGCCGACAGCACACGAAGCAGCUAGUAACAUCACUCGCAAACUAACGCGCUACUUUAUAGGCAAAUGACUUUUGUGUGGGUAGGAUGAGUUAUCCGAAUUAGUGUUAAUGCAGCACACGCUAGUUACGUUAUUUGCUCAGGCAGUUGGCUAUUUCAGUUAUAAUUCUAUUUUUACAACUUAAUGCAGUCGCUCGUAAACAGUACAAACAAACCAAAUCAUGGCCAGUAAGGAAUAAUGAGUUUGUCGUUAUAUUUUUUUGGCCAAAGAUGUA
Trichoplusia ni (cabbage looper) is the source of this 1887-nucleotide messenger RNA. RefSeq names its product cyclin-A2-like. Gene Ontology annotation, cellular component: cyclin A2-CDK2 complex; cytoplasm; nucleus. Gene Ontology annotation, molecular function: cyclin-dependent protein serine/threonine kinase regulator activity. The coding region runs from base 141 to 1640 and encodes 499 amino acids. The transcript has 7 exons. The record is from RefSeq and is a predicted model, not a curated record. NCBI's taxonomy places the organism in Eukaryota, Metazoa, Arthropoda, Insecta, Lepidoptera, Noctuidae. Gene Ontology annotation, biological process: regulation of cyclin-dependent protein serine/threonine kinase activity; mitotic cell cycle phase transition.